GUUUUGGAAACUUGCAAAAGUCAUCACACACACAACAACAACACAAGACCUUCCCAAAGGAGCCAUGCCCACCAAAAUCCUCCCUCUGUUUCAUGUUCUCUUCUCAUUCUCCAUCUUCUUGCCUCUUGCGACCUCCACCGACUUCAAUUUCCCAGCUGUUUUCAACUUUGGGGACUCGAACUCCGACACCGGCGAACUCGUCGCAGCACUCGGCAUCCGCUUGAACCCUCCCAAUGGCGACACUUACUUCAAGGCCCCGGCAGGGAGAUUCUGCGACGGCCGCCUCAUCGUCGAUUUUCUCAUCACAGAAAAACACAAGCUGCCUGCAACAUCAUCCAUGGCCUCCAAGACCUGCAUUGCCAUCUUGGCUCUGCUCUGUUUGUUCCCUCUUGGCAACUCGAUCGAUUUCUUCAACUUCCCUGCUGUUUUCAACUUUGGCGACUCCAAUUCCGACACGGGCAAUCUUAUCUCGGCCGGGAUCGAGAGCCUCAACCCUCCUAAUGGCCAGAGCUAUUUCCAGCUGCCAUCUGGGCGAUACUGUGAUGGCCGUCUCAUCGUCGAUUUCCUGAUGGAUGCAAUGGACCUUCCAUUCCUAAAUGCCUAUCUAGAUUCAAUCGGCACGCCAAAUUUCCGGAGAGGUUGCAACUUUGCAACGGCGGCAUCGACGAUACUUCCGGCAACUGCAACAUCACUGAGCCCAUUUUCAUUUGGGGUUCAGGUGUCUCAGUUUCUCCGUUUUAAAGCCCGUGUGCUUGAGUUGCUGGCCAAAGGUAAGAAGCUUGUCAAGUAUCUACCAGCAGAAGAGUACUUUGCACAGGGCCUUUACAUGUUUGAUAUAGGACAGAAUGACCUUGCUGGCCCAUUUUACUCCAAGUCGUUGGAUCAGAUACUCGCCUUGAUUCCAACAAUUCUUGUAGAAUUCGAAAAUGGAUUCAAGACAUUGUAUGAUCAAGGGGGUAGAAAUUUUUGGAUACACAACACAGGUCCCCUUGGAUGCAUAACUCAGAAUAUUGCAAAGUUUGGGACCGAUCCAUCAAAGCUUGAUGAGAUCGGAUGCGUCAGCGGACACAACCAAGCGGCUAAGCUUUUCAACUUGCAGCUCAAUGCUCUAUGCGCGAAAUUGCGGGGCCAGUACACUGAUGCAAAUAUCACGUAUGUUGAUAUCUUCUCCAUAAAGUCCAACCUCAUCGCCAACUAUUCCCGCUAUGGAUUUGAGCAACCGUUUAUGGCGUGUUGUGGCUAUGGGGGCGCACCCCUGAACUAUGACAGCAGGGUUUCUUGUGGGCAAACAAAGGUUCUUAACGGUACCACAGUCACGGCCAAAGCAUGUGAUGACAGCACCGAGUACGUCAAUUGGGAUGGGAUUCAUUACACUGAGGCUGCCAACCAGUUCAUUUCCUCUCAAAUACUAACAGGAAAAUACUCAGAUCCACCUUUUGCAGACAAAAUGCCUUUUGCAAUGAAGCUCAAGUUCUGAAGGAUGAUCAUCCUCUACAGCUAUAAAAAUUUGACUGUUUCUCAGCAUCUGUUGGACACAAAAAUCCUAAAAGCCAUCCAUGAUUGUCAAAUGACAACUCAUUUAUUUGAGUGAUUACUGAUUUGCUAUAUGCUAACAGAGUAUGCACUUGACAAUUUGUUGUAAUCAUUCGACUCAAAUCAAUUCAAUCUAGUGGAUGCCAUCUAUGGUUUAUACAAA
This is a messenger RNA of Eucalyptus grandis, 1696 nucleotides long. RefSeq names its product GDSL esterase/lipase At1g54790. The coding region runs from base 65 to 1477 and encodes 470 amino acids. The record is from RefSeq and is a predicted model, not a curated record. The transcript has 7 exons. Gene Ontology annotation, molecular function: hydrolase activity, acting on ester bonds. Lineage: Eukaryota; Viridiplantae; Streptophyta; Magnoliopsida; Myrtales; Myrtaceae.